UCCUUUUUAAUUUCGGUUUCAAUCUUAUUGACGGUCCCUUUUAGUGUUUCCUUCUCCAAUGUCGCAGCUUUUUCAUCUCGAGGCUUCAACUCUUUUAUAUCCUUACUAACUAAUUCAAGUAUACCCAGUUUGUCAUUUAUUGAUUUUAACAGAUCAGUUUCGACCUUUACCAUUCCCGGUGAUGGAGAUUGGUGACAUGAUUGAGAUAACCAGAGGUCAAUACAAACACUGGGCUCUGUACAUUGGACAUGGAAAGGUCAUCCAGUUGGUAGUUCCAGAUGGGCCUUCAAGAGUAUCUUUCUGCAGUUUUAGCUCAUCCAGCGGCAGUGUUUCCUGUAAAGGCACGAUUACAAUCGAGACAUUACACGAUGUGGCAGCAGGGAAUACUUACAAAAUCAACAACUACCUGGAUGACGAGUACAAACCAAGGAGGACUGACGUCAUUAUGGGGGAUGUGGACAAAAUGAGAGGCAGCACAAUAAAAUAUGGCCUCCUUGGACAGAACUGCGAGCAUUUUGUUAAUUUCCUCCGUUAUGGCCAAUCAGUGUCCAAACAGGCAGAUGACUUCCUGAAGAAGUUGUUAGGUAGUCAGCUAGGCCUGAUUGGUGUACUGGCUGUGUUUGCUGUUUCUACAGUUGCUGCAGCAAACACACUUAGUUAAUAAUUGAUUGGUUCCCUCAUGAGUCUAUUGUGAAUGUCAGUAAUGCAAAAUGUUGUUUAUAACCUAAUGAAUAAAGGACCAUCUCAAAGA
Oncorhynchus kisutch (coho salmon) is the source of this 751-nucleotide messenger RNA. Its product is annotated as phospholipase A and acyltransferase 4. Lineage: Eukaryota; Metazoa; Chordata; Actinopteri; Salmoniformes; Salmonidae. Gene Ontology annotation, molecular function: glycerophospholipid phospholipase A1 activity; A2-type glycerophospholipase activity. Gene Ontology annotation, biological process: N-acylphosphatidylethanolamine metabolic process. Gene Ontology annotation, cellular component: cytoplasm. The coding region runs from base 182 to 661 and encodes 159 amino acids. The transcript is spliced from 4 exons. The record is from RefSeq and is a predicted model, not a curated record.